AGCCAUAUUGUCAUGCACCCAAAUUAGAGAGCAAAAGCCAAUAAUAUUCUUAGUUAAUCCCGCUCCCUUCCUAUCUCCCCUCUCUCUCUCUCCUCUCUAACAAUCUACCAAAAAUGCAGAACAAGGCAAUUGUUGAAGCUCUCUACAAGGCAUUGGCACAGGGCAAAACAGACACAGUGGGAAAGCUUCUAGCCAGUGACCUAGAAUGGUGGUUCCAUGGCCCCCCAAAGAGCCAGCACAUGAUGCGCGUGCUCACAGGGAAGUCCAGCCACACUGACUUCAGGUUCGAGCCCAGAAGCAUCACAGAGAUUGGAGAUGGUGUGAUCAUUGCCGAGGGAUGGGAAGGGGCCAAGGCCUACUGGGUCCAUGCGUGGACCCUCAAAGAUGGGUUGAUUACGCAGUUCAGGGAGUAUUUUAACACGUGGCUGACUGUGAGGGAUCUGAAGCUGGAGGGCUGGGAGAGCUUCACUGUGUGGGAGAGCAUGCCGAAUGACCUAUUCCACCGCUCCUUGCCAGCCCUAUUGCUUGCUAUUUAGAAUUUUAAUUAGAGGAAUUGAUGUUGUGAAUUAGCAAGAAAAAAAUAUGGGAUAUGGAGAAAAAUUAAAUAAGGGGUACUUAUGGUUUGAGGUUUGAGUUCGAACUGUGCAUGAUUUGGAUGUGUUAAGAAAAAUUGAAAUGUAGUUUAUCGGAUGAAAUGGAACAACUCGUAAAAAUGUUUUUGAA
Molecule: messenger RNA, 723 nt
Organism: Pyrus x bretschneideri (Chinese white pear)
Lineage: Eukaryota; Viridiplantae; Streptophyta; Magnoliopsida; Rosales; Rosaceae
Product: wound-induced protein 1-like
Exons: 1
Coding region: 114-536 (140 amino acids)
Source: RefSeq, a predicted model, not a curated record